AUGAUGUGGCGCAAGCGCAAAGCCGCUUCACCCGCAUCUCCAGACCCUGCAGAAAACUCCAGAAAGAGAAAGUGGAAAGAAGUCUAUGUCAUCUCAUCAAGUGACGACGAGGACGACGACAGCAGAUCUAGCUUAGACGAAGACGAAUGGUACAUUAACUGCAUCCUUGACGAAACCGAAUCACAAUACCUUAUUGACUGGGAGGGCCCCUGGUCGCCGACUUGGGAACCCAAAGGAAACGCCAACGAAGCCGCGAUAAGAGUGUGGGAAGAAAAGAAGAGGACGAAUAACAGCCUGUCGAGGAACCAUCCCGCUAAUCCGUCGCCAAUCCAUUUAACUGACUCCCACGUCGAAAGUCGAAGCGCAGAGAGUCCAGGCCUUAUCUUCACGGAAAGCCGAAUUGAGCCGUCGCGAUCUGACGACCGUUCCCCCUCUCCAUUGUUCGUACCAAUCGACGAAGGACCACAUCUAGAGGAGAAUACUGGGUCUAUUGAAGUGCCAACGCAACCCGAUCAGGCGCCAUCUCUCUCUCAGGAAUUGAAAGGUCCCCGACCAGGUGCCACUAAAGAAAUCACCCACAGACCGCCUUUGUCAAUCACAACACCAAAUCACUCUCGGCUUGUGUUCGAGUACAUUAGUAGAUCCUCGAUACCGUCCAGAUAUCGACUUCCUGGCGAAAUCACAGCGCCCAAUUCUCCUGUGGAAUCUAAGGUUGCUCCGAAUAUUAUUCGCGCUACUCAGAGUCCCUCUCAAACACUAGCUGGCAAUCGAAACAGACGAGCGGACGAGAUAGCGGAGACGCCACCCUCCCCGACAAAUAUUCCAAGAAGCCAGGGUACACGCGUCACCUCAGCGGGUUCGCAGACAUCAAUUAUCUCAGUCACGCAGAAAUCUAACUCCAGCAGCGUAGGCUCUCAGGUCUUAUCAGGCAUAUCAGAAAGUCUUGCCGGUAACAGCGCUGUUCGUCCCGUAAGUUCCGUGCCGGAGACGGUUUUUUCACAUCAGUCGCAGAACACAGGUCAAUCACCAGAACAAAGUAUAAACCUCCGACCAAUACCCUCGAAACAGAAGGCCUCGGCAUCCGUGGUUAUCGAAGCCGUGGCAAUGGAUGCCAGCAUGGGAGACAGAGACACGCCGUCUCUGGCGGAGACCAUGGAGAAAUAUAGCCAAUUCGAGGGUUCGACGCCAUUGGAAAAGAUUCGAAAUGCACAUGCUCAAAUACGUGCGAAAACCAAUCCUGGAACUCCUCUGAACGCUGAUGCUAGCGUCACUCCGUCCUCGGCUGGGGAUAUUGAACCAUCGCCCUCUGUGUUCAUACCCGAAAUUACGGCACCUCUUAGCGUUAGGGUUGAUAGAGAAGAUGCUGCACACGUAACCCAUGCUGAGGGAGAAAUAAGUGCUCCCGGCUCACUGGUACGACCCACGGAAAUGGGUCCUCCUCAACAACCUAUUUUGGAGACAAUCCAACCCAGCGCCCUGACGGUCAGUCAUCAAGAGCAAGCGAUUCCAGGCUCUGUCCAGCUUGGGCCAUCAGAGUUUGCGGUGCCCCUCCCGAUGGAUUCAAGGGUAAAAGAUGAUUAUGAGCGGAUAUUGAAAGACGAAGCCCAAAGCAUUGACGAAUUCCUUAAGACGUUCGCGCUCCAGGCCGAAACGUCCAGGAUAGAGCAAGAGCGUUUGAUUCCCAGAAUGAAUAGCUUACUUGAGCGUUUGAGCAACGCUUCAACCCACCCUGAUCUGAAUAUUACCGAACAUAUUAAAGACUCGGAUUCGGACCUAGCCAAAGAGGCUGCGUGGGCUGAAUACUCAAGCGCGAAGUUCUUACUCCUGGGAUACCUGAUCAACAGUGCUAGUAACCGUGAUCUGCACUUGGUCGUCAUGGUUCACGGAGCGAAGACUCUGAGGAUACUUGAGCGCUUUCUUAUGGGCAAGGGCCUUUCGUACACGCGGCCUCGCCACGAGAUGGGAAUUGGAACGAAUUUGGAAGUCUCCAUGGUGAAAGAAUCACUGAGUUUUGGGAUCCAGUCAACAAUCGACGAUGGCAUUAUGGAGACUUAUAAACCCCCGGCUGCCAUCAUCGCACUUGACAGUUCCUUCAACGCAAAGAGCCCCUCGGUCGAGCACAUGCGAACAACCUAUGCUCGACAUGGGAACCUCCUCCCCGUGAUUCGACUGCUCGUCUCAAACUCCAGCGAGCAUGUUCAGCUAUGUUUUGCCAACUACCCAGAACCUCAGCGUCUACGCUUAGUGGUUCAAUAUACCUCACGUCUUAGAGACGUGGUAGGCGAUCUCCAGGAUGAUGCCCUAGGAGUUUACGAAGAUUCUGAGGAAAUCAUAUCGAGUCUUCUUUCGGACAAUUUCAAUGCUCACUGGCCCUUACCUUCCAUCGAGCCACUCCACAUCGUAAGCUCCGAUGAGCUCAACUCCGCGCCGAGUACUUACCAGAACUACCCCGAGACUGCGAUGUUGCCUACCCCGCAAAUUCCAAAGCGUUUAUUCGUGGAAGACACUACUGAACAGACACCUAAAAGGCCGAGGAUGGAAGAGUCUCAAGAAGCCAGUCAAUUUACCGAAGCUUCGAAGGAAUCCAUAAAGUUUCCCAGCCAAACAUUGGAUAAUGAUCUGCGGGCUUUGGAGUCACAUCUCCUGCAGUUGAAAACGUCUCAUGCGGCCGAGCUUGACAAACUCCAAAAAGCCUUGGUCGAUGCGCAAUCUCGUCUACAAGAACGAGAAGGGAUUCUCUCAUUGCUCCAACAUCGCUAUGAGAGUCGCACGAAUGAAUUACACAAAGUGCGGCAAGAGCGUGAUCGUUUGGCGGAAACCAAAGUUUUGUCUGAGCAGAGACUCGAGAAGCAAAAGGAAGAUAUUAUAAAACUAAAGGAUGAGCGCACUCAGUUAAGACAUGACCUCGAAAAGGCGCGGGAAGCUCUAAAGGCCGGAGGAGGAAGCAUGGCAGAAUUGGAAAGAGCACAGGAGGAGAUCCGUCGGCUAACCAAAGACAAUGCUUCCCUGGAGCGAAAAGCCGAAUACGAGGCAAAGCAGGCAGAGUACACACGCGAACAGUACCAGACCGCGUCCAACGUGGCUGCACAAUCAGGGAACGAGAUUCUGCUGCUUAAAGAGGAGAAUGAGUCCUUGAAGCGCAGGGUUGCGGAGGAUGCCAGCCGUCUCAGAGAACUCAACAUUCAGAGUGAUGAACAGCGACAUCUUGCGCGCGUCAAAGAGUUGGAAGCCAUGCUCGCAUCUCGCGAAGAUCUCUUGCGCAGAAAGGAGGAUGAGCUGCGAGAAUUUCGAAAAAACCGACCUUCGACCAGAUCAACGAGCACGCAGCCACGAAGCCCUAAAUGGACAGCGGCAAAUAGCCGUCCAACCAGCCCAGGGAUCAAUAAUCACAAUGGUUCCGGGUACUCAGGACGAGGCAGUGGAUUGCGGUUUAGCUCUGAGAUGUCUCUGUAG
Molecule: messenger RNA, 3453 nt
Organism: Aspergillus pseudoviridinutans
Lineage: Eukaryota; Fungi; Ascomycota; Eurotiomycetes; Eurotiales; Aspergillaceae
Exons: 5
Coding region: 1-3453 (1150 amino acids)
Cellular component (GO): HDA1 complex
Source: RefSeq, a predicted model, not a curated record